UUGUCUGUCUAUAUUUCUAAAAUAGAAUUUCAGUGAGACAGAAACUGAGUCUUCCUUGUUCCUUGUUUUCUCAGCAGUCAGCAAAUAGUACAUUCUCCCUAAAUAUUGUUGAAUAAACAAUGAAUAAUUUAUAGAAGUGAUACAGAAGCUAUAUAUUUUGGGAUAGUGCUUUCAAUGCCAUGUGUAAACUUCUAUUUUGACAAUCAUUAAAUCACAAAUGCUGGCAAGGGUCAUAUUUGUUGUGGGUUUUAUGGUAUUUCAGGCCAUGGUCAUGUUCAUGUAUGGGAUAUAUGUGUUGGUUGGUCCUUCAUUGAGGAAGUGGAAUGGUUUAGUGCCGUGUGUGUGUGUGUGAGAGAUGAGUAGUGGCUGAGUCUUGUUGGCUUGGGGAAUAGGGAGCUUUGUUGGCCACUUGACUAUUGGAAUGGGAUGCUCCUGUAAUAUGUCCCUUUUCAAUUUAAUGGUUGUGAGGAGUGGAGGAAAGAGGCAUUCAUCAAGGGGUGAGGAGGGAUGGAUGCUCUGUAUUUUUUUUCUAAUGAAUAAAUCAGGUAAGUUAUGGUUCUUAAUGGAAGAAUACUUCAUUAGUUUUUAAUUUUAUGUCAUAUCUUGGACAUGGAGGUACAGAAGUAAACCACUUUGACACUUUUUAUGGUAAAAUGAUUCUUUCAAUUCCUUAAUAUCUGAAGUAUAUGUUUCUUCUAAGACCUCAACACACAUUCACCUAGAUUCUUUCUUUCUAGAUGAGUGCCAUUUUCUCUUCCUCUUUGAUGGGAUGAAUACAGAAUGAGACACAGGAGGACUGAGUGAUCUUUGUGACAAUAAUCAGAAUUAUCCUAUCAGUAUCCACCAUGAAAAUAAAAAAAGCUUAGUGCCUUGUAGUAGUAUUUACUGCAUUGAAAUAUUCAUCUCCUUUCAGUAACAAGAGGACAAUUAUUUUAUUAAGAACAAGUAACCUAAUCACUUCCAUCUGUUCAAAAAAUAUCCAAAUUAACUGAGUAAUCAUAGUGUUCCCUAUGCUUUUGGUAGAGAUAUGUUUGAUUGCUGGAAACUCAGAGUUUACACAUGAGUGAAAGUAAAGAAGCAGAAUGCUGUGAUUUUGCAAUUACAUACUUGCUGUGUUUUUAGUCAUGGAGCCGAUGGGGCACUUCUCCAGGUAAGAAGAGUAAAACCUUGCUUUCUGGGAUCCUAGGAAGUAUGUCAUUCUGGAUAGCUACGUUACUAAGAAAGUUGAAGAUUGAAAACUGGCAAUUUUAUCUUACUUUUUAUUAAAAUCUUUCUAAACCAAAUUUUAAAUUUCCCUAUCUCUAAAGAUAGUUAAUUAACUCACUGAGGCCCACACUGGGCUAUUCAGGGGUUGGGAAUAUUUACCCUUUUGCCAAAUACUUCCACAAUAUUGAGUUUUCUAAGUGUUUCUGUUUUUCUGCCUCUUGAAUCAGAUUCCUGGCAAACACUAGUUUUUUCCCAGUGUAUUUACUUGUAGCGAGCCAUCCCUUCUUUAUAAUACAGUGCUUUCUACAACAUGUUAUAUUUGGAUGUUAGAUAUCUGUGUUUGGUUAAAAUUAUGCACAAAUUGAGUCAGUAAGUUCAAGAAAGAAACAUUGGAUUUCUUCAGUCAAUAGUAUACCUAAGCUUUACUACCUGGACAUUGUCACAUCUAUUUGGUUUUAUAGAACCUUAACUUUGUUUUUCUGUGCUUAUCUCCUGAGGAGAGGCAAUAUUAUAAAAUAGCACAUCAGUAGAACAGAAGCAACCCUUUAGUACUGGCUGUUGGUUACAAGAAAUGCUUACUUUGGUGUGGAAGUUUUACCUUACUUAAGAGAGGAAGCAUAUUUGGUAAAGUGAAUGAUGAUCUUAUUUUUAUUUGAUGAGUUUUAUUCUAUCUAGUGGUAUUAGGUUCAGUACUAGACCUUAAGCAAAAUUUUAGGGAUAGUCUUAUUCCUACUGUCACCUUGAAAUUGCAGAGUGGGUCAGCUUGGAUGGUGGCUGGCAAGCAUACUCAUUUGUCAGAUCACUACAUCUUCUUCUUACCUUCCUGAAACAGUGGCAAAAUGCAUGGCCAGUAGAGUAAUGGGGUCUGGUUACAGCCAGAAGAAUUUUCAUAUAGGGCCUUGCAUUGUUGUAUAUUGUGGCUGCUUACCUAUUACCAAGUAUUAAGCUGUAUAGACUUUCGUUAAGGAAAAAAUGUCCGUUCACUACACAUGAAGCCCUGGGAUCUCUGAUAGAUGAAAACUAAAAUACUGCCAGAUCAGCAUACUUGAUAUUAGACUGUAAGCCUAAGUUUCCAAACUGGCUAGAUUUCUCAACAACAAAACAAUCUAGAAAGAACAGGCUGCAUCUCUUAUCACCAUCCUAAAAUCUGGCUAAACUCAGAAGAAGCUGCACAUAUUGCUUACUAAGGUCGAUGUUUGGGGAAGGAUUAGUGCAUUGCUGAGUUUCAUAAAAAAUAGAAAUUAAUAACCUUAACAAGUUGAGAUUUUGGUUUCAAAUAUUUGACACACUUCAUAUGGUUUCAAUGUUUCUAAUUUUCAGGUCACUUGCUCUUUCCCUAUCUGGGUUUAUGAAAUGUAAAAUGAAAUCUCUUAAUGACAGAGAACAUCUGAUGAUUUUGAAAGCUGUAAUAUAACUCUAGUUAAAUGCUAUUUGGAGUAAUUAUAAUUUCUUUAUUUUUCAUAGACAUAUUAUGAAAAAAAGCGAAGAAAUGGAACCUGCAAAUUACACCAGGGUGACAGAAUUUGUUCUCACGGGCUUAGCCCAGACUCGGGAGGUGCAACUAGUCCUAUUUGUUAUAUUUCUAUCUUUCUAUUUGUUCAUUCUUCCAGGAAAUAUUCUUAUUAUUUGCGCUAUCAGGCUUGACCCCCAUCUGACCUCACCCAUGUAUUUCCUGUUGGCUAACUUGGCCUUCCUUGACAUUUGGUACUCCUCCAUCACAGCCCCUAAAAUGCUUGUAGACUUCUUUGUGGAAAGGAAGAUAAUUUCCUUUGGCGGGUGCAUUGCACAACUCUUCUUCCUGCACUUUGUUGGGGCCUCAGAGAUGUUCCUGCUCACAGUAAUGGCCUUUGACCGCUAUGCUGCUAUCUGCCGCCCCCUCCACUAUGGUACCAUCAUGAAUCGAUGCCUCUGCUGUAUUCUGGUGGCUCUCGCCUGGAUGGGGGGCUUCAUUCAUUCUAUAAUACAGGUGGCUCUCAUUGUUCGACUUCCCUUUUGUGGGCCCAAUGAGUUAGACAGUUACUUCUGUGACAUCACGCAGGUUGUCCGGAUUGCCUGUGCCAAUACCUUCCCGGAGGAGUUAGUGAUGAUCUUUAGCAGUGGUCUGAUCUCUGUGGUGUGUUUCAUUGCUCUCCUAAUGUCGUAUGCCUUCCUCCUGGCCAUGCUCAAGAAACACUCAGGCUCAAGUGAGAGUACUGGCCGGGCCAUGUCCACCUGCUAUUCUCACAUCACUAUUGUGGUGCUAAUGUUUGGGCCAUCCAUCUAUAUUUAUGCUCGCCCAUUUGACUCUUUUUCCCUCGAUAAAGUGGUGUCUGUGUUCCAUACUGUGAUAUUCCCUUUACUUAAUCCUAUCAUCUACACAUUGCGAAACAAGGAAGUAAAGACUGCCAUGAGGAAGUUGGUCAACAGAUAUAUUUUAUGUAAAGAGAAGUGAAAGAUAUGUGGCACAUUCUAUAGUCUGAGGGUCAUUGUCCUAAAGUAGGAAGCAUUUGCAGAGGUAAUAAUGCUACUGUCACUACCUCCUUUUGUCUGAGUUCUUAAAAUCCCGCUAAGUUUUUCCUCUAUUUGGUGAAAAAACAAAGAAAUUUAAAUGGAAAAAAAAUUUACCUACACCCUUUCUGAAAUUUCUGGCAGAUGACUAUUAGGAUUUAAGAUAUAAUAAUGAUUUGCUAAAACUACAUUUUCACCAAUCAUUUAUUGAGCGACUAUUCUGGAGAGUCUUUGACUGUCAGGAGACUGUAUGUUGAGAAGUGCUAAAAUAAAUAAGACCUGGGAGAUGUGUCCACUGUGAAUAGGCAGAAGUUAGUGGCCAGCAUAUGAACGUGAGUAGCUUCAAGUGACCAAAUUAGAUAUUGUUGUCAUGUUUCAACCUUAGCUCAGUGGGAUGGCAUUUGGUAAACUAUCUUCCUGGUUCUGGGAAAAUAGAUUAUUUUGUUCUUUAUCUCUUCCUCUUCCCAGAGGUGAUGAUGGAAACUGAGGAUUCAUUAAUACAAGCUGUUCCAACUCGUAUUUCAGGUGGUAGUCACUUAACAGUGUUGGUGACAGAACUUAAGAUUUUGGGACAUCCGGGAAACAAUUUUUAUGACUUCAAAGCGGAGUGUACUUUGCAUAAGACCCCUCUCUUCCAGAGGAAGUCUCCAGUCAACUGGUGAUUUUUAUAGCCAGUCUGUACUUCCUUCCUCCAGAGUGAAAGCAGACUUGGAGGAAAGGGAUUCUAAGGUCACUGGGAUUGCAAGACAUCUAGCUGUGUGAUUUUUACAAGACUAUUAUAUCCUUUGCCAUUUUUGUGUGUUUUCUGUACUUGCUAAUUCUGCCUCUCAUGUUAAAAUAAAAUUAGUAGGGUGCUACUUUUGUUAAUACUAUAAUUUAGAUUUUUGCCCCAUUAAAUCACUUUUUUAAUACAUAUGGAAGAGACCUAGAUGUAUUAGUUCCCGUAAUCCUCUGGGGAAUUAUUUAUUAGUGAUCGGUUUACUAUUCCUUGACGCUAAGAAUCCAAUUACUGACUAGGCUUCAGAAUGUAAAAGAUAAAUUAGAAUAUUUGAGUUCAUACAAAUUUAUUUACUUAAGUUAACUUUUCAAUUUCAAAAUUAGGGAGUCUAUCCAUCAAAGGGGAAGAGAACUUUGAGUGCUUUGAGCUUUAGUCUUAUGUUCAAUUUGAUAACAUAAUAUGACUAGACUUCGAAGGAGGUAGACUCCUGUCAGCAUCAGGAAUGAAUAUAUGUGAGUGAAUGGUAAAAACAAGCCCGAGGUUGCUCUUUAUUUAUAUUCUAUUUAUUAAAUGAGCAGGUAAUUUGCGACAGACCCAGUUCACCUCAGGUCCACAGGAUGGAAUGAUGGAGCAUAAAGUUUGCUCUUUGCUUUGGGAAUUUUUCCUUAUGAUGAUCCUCUUUCAUCUUCAAUGUUAUGGUGACUUCUCUUCUAAGAACCCAAAGACACUGAUUGAAAUUAUGAUUCAUGAAUUUUGAGUUGACUUCUCAUUACCUGAUAAUGAAUAAAACUGUAAACUUCUUUAAUAUUUUACAACAGAGCAUAAACAAAAAUCUAACAUCCAAAAGAUAUACAUAUAUAUAAAAAAUGAUGAUAACUCAUCAUCAAAUCUAUGUUUCUAGAUUUUAUGUUAUCUUACUGUUUUUUGUAUCUGAACCAGCCAGACUUCUAUUUACUUUGUCACUUAUCCUUCAUUUAACUAAGAUUAAUAUUCUUAGGAAAGAGACUACUGACUAAGUAUGCUCUUCAAACACCACUAUAUUGCUAGUACAGAAGGAUAUUUGUUGAAAGUAUUGAAGCUAAGAAGAAGAAGAAAAACUCCAAAAAUAGUAGUGUAAUGAAGAGUUGCUUAAUUAGAAAUACUAUCUGGAAUUAAUUUUGCUAGAGAAUAGGAAACUUUGGCGUACUGGUAAACAGUGACCUAGCUUGAUUCAUGGAGGACACGACUGGUAUAAAGGCUAGAUCAGUGGUUCUCAACUGGGGGCAAUUUCAGCCUCCGGGGGACAUUUGACAAUGUCUGGUGACGUUUUCCAUGGUCACAACCGGGGAGUGUUAUUGGCAUCUCAUAUGUAGAAGCCAGGGAUGCUGCUUAACAUGCCCCAGCUACCCCCCACAAAUUAUCUAGCCCAAAAUGUUAGUAGUACUGAGAUUUUGAAAUCCUACCUUACACAAUGAGCAGGGAUAUAAUGCAGGCCAGUGUAGGAUAAAUAGGUAUUAAUCUCAUACAUAAUCUUUUCACAUGCAGUGCUGCCUCAAAAUAAGUCAAGAACCUCUGUUAUGUGUUAGACUUCUUCUCCCCAUGUCACUCUUCCCUCUUUCCUCUCCAUUACUUCUAAACAUCCUUUAAUCUUUUUUUGUCUUUUAGUCUCUCCCAUUUCUGUCUUCUUCCACAACUGCUGCUGAGCUUCGAUUUUCAAUAUCAGCAAUAUCUGUAUUGAGCGAGUUAAUAUCUUUAGCUCCAGAUAGUGAUCAUACUUUCGAUUAUUCACUGACUAUCCUAAGAUUUUAGAACCCAAGUUCCACCUAUCUCAUAGCUUUUUGCUAAUUUCACUAUUACCAAAAUGGACUUUACCAUUAUAUCUGGUAAAACAUAUUUAUUAUCCAAACAAAAAUAACAUUUUCUUGUUUUUUCCUUAAUUACUGAAAUAGUAUGUUUCCUAAAAAUUAAAAAUACGUGAACAUAUAAGGAAAACCCCCCUAAUAUUACUAAUACUACUGGCCUUCUCUUUUUCCCCAGGGGUUAGGGUUUUCCUUUAACAAAGUCUGUGAGGUCUCACCCACCCAGCUCCAUUGGAAGCAGGCCAGUUUGCCUGUCAUGCUACACAAGAUAAUUAACUCUCAGUAAGUUAACAGAGGUGAGGUGGAAUAACAACUGCAAAAUUCUUCAGACAAGUUAGUGUAAACCUCAGAUUUUAUAUCCGGCAAAACUUGCGUUUAAAUUAAAAGGCUACAAAAAAUUGUAAACAUUAAAUAAAAAUUUAGGAAUGUUUCCAGGAAACUUUUGAAAAAACUGUCAGAACAAAUUUCUGUCAAUCAUGUGAAGGCCAAGAAAUUAGAACCAAAGGAUCAGUACUGAAUAUUAAAUGUACUAAACUAUAUCUAAUUCUGAAACUAAUGUGGGUUUGCAUGACUGAAAAUUAUGAAAUGCUACACGCCUCGACAAUGCAGAAACGAUAGAGUUGCACUCCAUUUCCUACUGGGGGCACAUUAGAUAGCUUUACUGAGCUCUCACUAAAAGCAAAUUCACAUGUUAGAUAAACAUCUUUUGAAACACUUCAAUGAGCUGGCAGAAAAAAAGAAAAAAGAAAAAAGAAGAUGGUGUAGAAUAUUGAAAAUCCGAAAAUCAAAUGAAAUUGGGAACCCAGAGAAAUUAAUGGUGAAUAGAGGUCAGCUUUUACUGUGAGGACUUGUGUUCUGUUUUCAAGGUCACGAGUGGUGGUAGCGGGGACACGAAGCCCAGGGCUCACCUAAGGCUGUAUUUCACAACAAGCUGAGGUUUCAAAGGAUAUAUUCUCAGGGUAGUAGUGAAAUAGACUUUUGAAAAACUCACCAUCCAAAAGGCUAAAAAGGAAAAAAGAUUAUGAAUCAUAAGUGGACUCACCCAUACUUUUGGAAUUUGAUUUUAUAGUAUUGAGUAGUCUGAAUCACUGUUAACUGAUAAUUUUGUUCAAAGUUUCUGGUUCCAGACUCAUAAUGCCUCUCAUAGAAGGAAGCGCAAAUAUCUUAUGGAGAAUCUUGCCUUUAUUCCUGGACUCAAAAUGCAGAUAAACUUUGAUGAAGUAAGAGCUUUACAGUCAAACAUCAGUGAACACAAAAGAAAGCAAGGCACUGUGAUUGAGAAUCAGAAGAACAACAGAAAGAAGAAUCAAAACCACAA
Messenger RNA from Equus caballus (horse), 7567 nucleotides. The record is from RefSeq and is a predicted model, not a curated record. Lineage: Eukaryota; Metazoa; Chordata; Mammalia; Perissodactyla; Equidae.